AAGAACUUGUUCAGAGCUCUAAUCCUAAACCCUAACCGAUCUCUCUUCCUGCCAACCUAACAAAGAUGCAAAAUCUGUUCUUAAAAAGUCUAUACCCUAAACCCAACAACUCAACCUUCCUCUGUUUCUUCUCUUCUCUAUCGUCUCUUACACACUCUCCCUCCUCAAACCCACCCCUCUCCAAUUUCCUCAUUGAAACCUUGGCAUUCUCGGAACCACGAGCCGUUUCCAUCUCCAAUCGCUUCCCACCCACCAAAACCCUACAAAAGCCACUGGCCGUGGUUCAAUUUCUCAGACAAUUCGGCUUAUCCGACGUCCAAAUUCAAUCUUCCGUUCGGCUCUUUCCCAAAAUCCUCUUCUCUGACGUAGAAAAGACUUUGAAACCCAAGCUGCAGUUUUUUCAGGACCUGGGUCUCACUGGUCCUGAGUUGGGUAAGUUCAUUUCGAAGCAUUCUAGGAUUUUGCAUGAUAGUUUGGAGGAAAAAUGGAUACCCUGCAUUAAUAUGAUCAAGAAAACCCUUGUAAAUGAUAAAAAUAGUCAGGAUUUGAUUAGGGUUCUGCAGAAGUCCCGUUGGGUCGUCUCCAACCCUGAAUUGAAAUUGAAACGCAGCAUUGCCUUCUUGGAGAGCUGCGGCAUUGUUGGGUCCCAGCUUGCGUUGCUUUUGAGGUCGAAACCUGUGCUUUUCUUUCAGCAAGAGCAGGCUCUUAGGGUCCUCAUUUCGCGAGUUUUAGAUAUGGGGUUUUCUGUUGAUUCAAGGAUGUUGGUUCAUGCUGUGCACGCAGUUAGUGGCAUAAGUGGUGAGACUUUUAGUAGGAAGGUUGAAGUGUUUAGGAGUUUUGGGUUCUCAAUGGAUGAAUGUAUGGAUAUGUUUAGGAGGGCUCCAGGAAUACUUAGGACUUCCGAAGAUAAGUUGAAGUUUAAGAUUGAUUUCUUCUUGAAUGAUGCCAAGUUGGACAGGUGUGCGUUAGUUAGUGGGCCUAAUUGUUUGGCGUAUAGCAUGGAGAAGAGAGUAAUUCCUCGUUAUAGAGUUUUACAGGUUAUCAAGUCCAAGAGACUGUUACAGAAGGGGCCGAGUUUUCUUUUGGUACUUCGUUUGUCGGAAGAGGAGUUUCUAAGGAAAUUUAUAUCAAGGUUUAGAGAUGACGGGGAGGAACUUUUGGGGACUUACAAGGGCAAUCCUUUAGAUUCUUGACUCUUCAGUGUAAUAGGAAAUCUAAACCUCUUAUUCAUUCAUGUUUUAAACUAUCAUGACCAAUUUCUCUAUUGAUGUCGCACUUUGGGGUUGCUUAGCGGUGAGAAACUUCCCUAUGGGAAAGCCUUGGGCACCUCCGGAACCACAAAUAGAGUCAGAACUUGGGCUUUUGCCACAUGCUUCCCUCAAGUCCCAACCCCGAGUACUCUUUUGAAAAAUCACUCGUAUUUUGGUGUUUAAAUUUGGCAAGUUCUAGCUUUAUGUUAUGCAGUGUACUGUCGUUGACAAUUUUUUUUUAACAUGAUAGCAUGGUUUAAUAGCCGUAAGCAAUUAGGGUGCACUGUGUAUUUUUUUGAUCGGCGUAGGGUUCACUGUGUUGAACCAUAUGGGAAUGAGGCAGGUUAAGGGUGACUUGGUUGGACAUGUAAUUUGCUGAAGAAGUGGUCUCAAUUUCCUGAAGAAGAUUAUCGACAACAAGUCGUGCCUUUUUGGUUGAGUAAAAAAACUAGACUGGAUAUGAAAGGUAGUUGCCUUACCGUAGUUGUUAAAGGCACACAUAGGCGUGCGUGGUGUACCUAUACCCGAGGCUGAUUUUGCACCUCACCAGGGAUGGGGCAUGGCGAAGUGAAAGAAACUCACCAUAGGCUUCUUGUUUAGGUGGGAGGCGCAAGAGGUGCUCUGGAUAGUAGUAAAGAGGAUUGAAAUAUUAACCCUGAAAGCAGAAAAGUGGCGAUUGGUGAUAUCCUUUGAGAUGGUGACUCGUCUCAGGUGUCAUUUGUGCCCUAAAGCUUUGUGGAUUCGAGGAUUGUCUCCAAGGUGGAGAUUGUUGACUUAUGGGGUAUGGUGGCUCCCAUCCUCAUAAUUGAGCUUUGGCUCAUUUGGAAAAUCUUCAAGAUUUGACUCAAUCCAGUUUGUGGACUUUUUUUGAAGUUCACUGGAUUAUGAAAAUCCCAGGCCUGGGUUUUGCAUUGAAUAAUCCUCGCAUGGCCAUGAACAAUGAAGUUUGCACAGCCUAUAAAUUGGGAGCUUUGCUCCAUGUUUUGAGUAUCUCAGUGUGAGUGAGAUCCUUGAGAGGCCAGCAAUGUAGAGAUUAUAGAGAGAGUGUAGUGAGUUGAGAGAGCUCCCUUGUAAAUCUUGUCUCCAUAUCAGAAUAUUGCUCUGAUUCCUUCGUGGAUGUGCCCGAUUUUGGGGAACAACGUAAAUUCUAUGUUUGUGUGUGUUUGGUUUU
This is a messenger RNA of Rhododendron vialii, 2421 nucleotides long. Its product is annotated as transcription termination factor MTERF5, chloroplastic-like. The transcript is spliced from 2 exons. NCBI's taxonomy places the organism in Eukaryota, Viridiplantae, Streptophyta, Magnoliopsida, Ericales, Ericaceae. Gene Ontology annotation, biological process: regulation of DNA-templated transcription; chloroplast organization. Gene Ontology annotation, cellular component: chloroplast. Bases 66 to 1193 code for a protein of 375 amino acids. Gene Ontology annotation, molecular function: double-stranded DNA binding. The record is from RefSeq and is a predicted model, not a curated record.